AUGGGUCUCCCUACUUACUCUGAGGCAACUACCUCAACAACCACAUCUUCUCAAACCCCGCAACAAGAGCAGAACAACACAGGAGUUGCCACAGGCGCUGGCGCGAACACCGGCGCUGGCGCGAACACCGGCGCUGGCGCGAACACCGGCGCUGGCGUGACAAGACCAAAGACUGAGGAAGAGAAAGAGGCUGAUCGACUUUAUGAAGAGGCCAUGGAGGAGGAGUAUGCUAAGCGUGAUGGAGGUUCUUAA
This is a messenger RNA of Fusarium sp. VM40, 252 nucleotides long. The record is from the annotation of a GenBank genome assembly. Lineage: Eukaryota; Fungi; Ascomycota; Sordariomycetes; Hypocreales; Nectriaceae.